AUAAAGUGCACUUAUGAUCUGGUGUUUGAUGUCGCGAUGGCCAAAGUCUGUGCUGUUUUUGGAGGAUCUAGAGGAAUAGGAAAAGCCAUUGCAAAUCUAUUGUCCCAAAAAAACUAUAAAGUGGCAAUAAUUUCUAGAAAUUUAGAAGUCGCCAGAGCCACAGCACAAGAGGUUGCCGCCCCCCUUGCCAUUAGUUGUGAUAUUUCCAAGGAGCAUGAGGUUCAAAACGCAUUUAAAGAGAUUGCGCAGAAUUUAGGUCAUGUCAGAUACCUGGUGAAUGCUGCUGGUAUUAGUAGAGAUGGGCUGUUGUUGAGAACCAAUUCAGAAGACAUUUUGUCUCAAAUGUCCAUCAACCUUCUUGGAUCCAUACAAACAUGUAAAGUGGCAAUCAGAGGUAUGAUGCAGCACGGAGGAGCUAUUGUUAAUAUUGGAAGCAUCGUUGGUCACAAAGGGAAUAUUGGUCAGAGUAUAUACAGCGCCAGUAAGGAAGGAUUAGUCGGAUUCUCCAAAUCUCUUGCUAAAGAAUUAGGAAAGAAGAACAUUAGGGUAAAUGUAGUUGCCCCAGGGUUUAUUCACACUGAAAUGACAUCAAGCUUGGAUGAGGAGUCCCUAAAUAAAAUGAUUCCACUCGGCAGAUUUGGAGAGGCAGAUGAAGUUGCAAAAUCUGUUGCUUUCCUGUUGGAGUCACCUUACAUCACUGGUCAUGUGUUAGUGGUGGAUGGGGGAUUACAGCUACAGAUCUAAGAAUAUCUGUGGUGGGGGCAUUCCAGAAACACGACACUCCAGCCUCACUGGGUAACCUUCAGCGACUCCGGUAUUCUGAAGCUUUUCUACAAACACAGGAGGCUUGUGGGCAUCUUUAGCUGUUGUUAAAGGAAAACAAAUCUGCCGUUAUCAACUGUUCAUGUAAAACACCAAAGUUUUAUGUAUAAUUUCUUAAGAGUAUUAAAACAAUGUAAAAAUAAAAUCUGUUGUACACUGUUUACAUUAUAUAAUUUUAAUAAAUCUGAUUUAUUUUUA
Molecule: messenger RNA, 1020 nt
Organism: Bombina bombina (fire-bellied toad)
Lineage: Eukaryota; Metazoa; Chordata; Amphibia; Anura; Bombinatoridae
Gene: CBR4
Product: carbonyl reductase 4
Exons: 7
Coding region: 37-744 (235 amino acids)
Biological process (GO): fatty acid biosynthetic process
Molecular function (GO): quinone binding; oxidoreductase activity, acting on the CH-OH group of donors, NAD or NADP as acceptor
Source: RefSeq, a predicted model, not a curated record